AUGUCGGGAGCGUUCAAGCUUGUCGGGGAAAGUUUUGUGUUGUUACAAUUUGCUCCUGCAGCCGGUGUUCGCCAGUAUGAUUGGGCAAGAAAGCAGGUAUUUUCGUUGUCAGUUGCAGAAAUUGGAACUGUAAUGAGUCUCGGAGCAAAGGACUCGUGUGAAUUUUUCCAUGAUCCUAAUAUGGGGAAAAGCGAUGAAGGUAAGAUCAGGAAGGUAUUGAAGGUAGAACCACUCCCAGAUGGUUCAGGACACUUCUUUAACCUAAGUGUCCAGAACAGACUAUUGAACGUGGAUGAGAGCAUUUACAUUCCAGUUACAAGGGCAGAGUACACUGUCUUUGUCGCAGCUUUCAAUUACAUGUUGCCGUACCUAAUAGGCUGGCAUGCGUACACAAAUUCAAUGAAACCGGGCGACUCGAACACCAAACCAAAUAAUGCCAGCCCGAGGUAUGGAGCAGACUACGAAUGGAGCAAGUAGUUUACUGGUGAGGCAACAACACGAGAAUCUGCAACAAAAAGGCGUAUUCUUUCGUGCAAUUUUUUCCUGAUUGGGUCCAAUCAUACGUGUGUAUGAGUGUAUCAUGUUGGUUCAUUGAUGAAGGUCAACAAAUUUUGCUUCUGCCAUAGUUCUGUCUUCUCUUUGCGGGGACUUAAUUAUGUGUAUUGCAGGAUGUAGCGCUUUUCCUACAAGCUAAGUAUUGAGAAAUUAGUCAAGCGUAGUUUCCAGGUAACUACAGUGGAAUGUUGGUCUCUUUAGGUUAGGUUGGCUGUUCAAGCAUAUGAACUUCUUAGGCUGGCUGCUGGGGUUUGACCUGACCCUCUAGAGGUCAGAAAAUGGAAGAGUCGUGACCCGACAGGAAACAAGUUGGAAUUCAUUUUUUGUAGGGUGGAUUUCAGACUCAAACAGCUCCCUAAAGUUCCUUCUUUUGCUUCUUUGGCUUCUCUGCUAUCUAAGUCAGGGAUGCCCAUCCAGUUUGGUUCAACCAAAUUGAACUGGACUGCAUUCAU
Linum tenue is the source of this 1007-nucleotide messenger RNA. NCBI's taxonomy places the organism in Eukaryota, Viridiplantae, Streptophyta, Magnoliopsida, Malpighiales, Linaceae. The record is from the annotation of a GenBank genome assembly.